AUGUGGCUGUUCAGUGGCUGGGAUCAGACGGCAUGCAAGCCGUGCGCCGUGGCCAAUGUCACAGCGGACACUGUGAGGGUGGAUGCUGCCCUGCUCCAAAGGCAGGCCGAGGCUGCUGAGGCCACACAGACGGGCGCCGAGGUGUGGGCGACCCGAUUUCCCCCGGAGUUCGCCACGCAGGGGGCGAUGCAAUCGAAGCUGCAGUCGCAGCAUGAAGUGCAGAGGGUGGACUCCAGAGUACCCCCUGGCGUGUCGAUGCACGAGAGCUCGGGGACUGAAGAGGAAGUUCCCGGGUCGGAGGUCGCUAGCCCGCAAGGUUGCAGUUUGGCGCAGAAGCGUUUGAAGGGGAUCAAGGGUGACGCCGGGGCUGCUGUCGGAACUGCGCUUCGCUGGGUGGGGCUCUCGGAAUUGGCGCUGGAGUACCCAUACGAGGACCUGGCCGCCGCCACCGACCACUUCUCCCCGGAGCACCGUCUCGGCGCCGGCGGCGUGGGUGCCGUUUACCGAGGCAAGCUGCGAGGUGCCACAGAGGUGGCCAUCAAGGUGCUGGCUGACAUGGGAGGAGUCGAAGGCUUCGAGGACGAGGUGCGAGUUCUCAGUCGAUUUCGUCACCCACACCUGGUGACACUCAUGGGCUUUGGACAGCGCGAGGGGCAGAAGUACUUGGUCUAUGAGCUCAUGCCCGGAGGGGAUGUGGAGGGCAAGCUCCGACAAAGCCGCGCGUGGCUGGAGCAGCACAUGAAGGGGGCCGCUGUCCCUCAGGCGCCAUUCCCCUGGCAACAGCGGCUGCAAGUGGCGCUCGGUGCGGCCAAGGGCUUGGCGCACAUGGUGGGCAGCACCCCAAAGACCUUCCAUCGAGACAUCAAGCCCGCAAACAUUCUGCUGGAUGCGGAUGGAACUCCCAAAAUGGCGGAUUUUGGCGAGGGCCUCAGGUGCUUGCCAGCUUUCCUGGAAGGUGGCCGCUUUGCUCAAGGCUCGGGCAAAAAAAAGAAAGGCGCCAUGCCCCAGCCGGCGACCACGACAUGUUGGCUGCCGUCCGAGAGCAGCUUGAAGCGUGAAAGCUUCAAUGACCUGGUGCGGCACCGAGUGACCAACGCGCCGAUGCUCCUCAUGAAAGCCAACGUCAUGGGGAGGACGGCGAUGAUGGCAUUUCCAGCGGUGGGCGACCGCAGCCACCUGAGCACCGCGCCGGUCAAAGGCUCGCGGAGGAGAUCCAGCAGCUUGUCGAGCAUUGGGAUGAAGUCACUUCGCUUCUCCAUCAAGAGCCAGGACGGCCUUGGAUCUAUCCGUCAAGGAACCCCAGUCGCUGAACAACGCUCUGGAAGCUCCCGAUUUGGGUUCAUGCCCCCAGACGCUGGGCGCAUUGAGCGCAAGGACUCUCCACUGUCGCCCUGGCUUCUAUCACAGGUGGAGGCGGUGUACCGCACCAUGGACGAGAACGCGGACGGGCGUCUGACCAGAUCGGAGGCCCAGCGGUUCUUCCGGCGCUUCGGGCAGAUCAGCAGCCUGGCCAUGUUCUCGGAGGUGGACGAGGACGGCGACGGGGAGAUCCUGCUCUCCGAGUGGCGGCGGUUCUGGGAGCAGGUCAAGGAGAACGGCUACAGCGAGGCGGACCUGGCGGAGGAGCUGCAGCUGCUCAAGGAGGGCGGCUGGGUGGACUUCCUGGACGACCGGAAUGUCUCAGUGAAUUCCAGGAACGCCAGGGUGCGCUGCGGAAGUCCAAUGGGCAUUGGCAUGUCGAAGGACAUGUUGCCCGCGGGUCCCGCGAGCUCUGUCCGCGCACGGCCGAGUACAACUGCAUCGCCUAAAGGCGACGUGAGAAUCGCCCGUUCUGGUGCUGCACAACGGGCGCUUCUCGUUUCUGGCAUCGCGAUCGGUUGCAGCAAGAGCUUGCGGCCGACACGCAAGCGAGCAGUCGGCAAGGUGCCUCGCUUGGGAGCUGAUGGGCAAGACUUGGCGCAGGUGGUGGCCCUGGCGAAAUCGCACAGCGCGGUCCAAAGCCUGAGUCUGUUGAGGAAGGCGCUGGCAAACACGAGGUGCGAUGCCAACACGCUCAACGCUGUCCUCACGGCAUGCGCGAAGAAAGGGGGGAGCGCAGACGACGUGCUGAACGAGAUGCAGAAGGCCCAAGCGCCGGUGGACACGGUGAGCUUCAAUAUCGCCAUCAAUGCCUGCGCGCAGCGGGGAGACCCGGAGUUGGCCGAACAGUGGUUAGACAGACUGGAUGCUGCGACGUUGCAACCGGACACGGUCAGCUACAACGGUCUCCUGAAAGCCUGCGCCCGAGCAAAUCGUGCGGACCGGUCGGAGAGCUGGAUGCGCGAAAUGGGGCGUCGCUCCCUGCGGCCCAGCGUGCAGAGCUUCGGCAGCCUGUUGGACGCCUGCGCCAAAGCGGGCCAGCUGCAGCGGGCGGAGCGCUGGCUGCGGGAGAUGCAGCGCAGCCGCCUGCAGCCCAACCAGCACUGCUACACCAGCCUGCUGAGCGGGGCGGCGAAACAGGGGGACGUGCACAGAGCUGAAGGCUGGAUGCGAGCGAUGGAGGAGGACGGGCUCGCUGAUGCUGUGAGUUAUGGCUCCAUGCUGAAAGCGUGCGGCUCUUCGGGAUCCGAGAAGGCGGAGUGGUGGUUCCAGCAGAUGCUGCAAAGCGGGGUGCGGGCAAACACGAUCAUGCUUUGCAGUCUGCUGGAUGCUUUCGCCGCGAGAGGCGACGUGCGGAGCGCGGAGCGGUGGCUCAGCCCACCGCCAUCGGAUCUGCAACUGGAUCUGCCAUGCUACGGCGCCAUGCUGAAGGCUUGUGCCAACGCGGGCGAUGUGGAAGCUGCGGAGAGGUGGCUGCAGCGGCUGCUGGGCUCCGGCUUGGAGCCAAACUCCACGGUCUUCAACAGCCUGCUCCAUGCGUGCGCUCGCAGUUCGCAGGCGCAAAAAGCCGGCGAGUGGUUUGAUGCCAUGCUGGCUGCCAACUGCUCGCCCGACGCGGUGACCUUUGGAAGCCUGGUGAAUGCGAAUGCCACGUGCUCGGCCAGUGCAGAGGCCUGGUUCCGGCGGAUGAGGAGCAUGAACAUCCCUGCCACGGUCGAAAUCUUGAACAGCGUCAUCAGUGCAUGUGCUCAAGCAGGAGAUCCAGUACGUGCGGAGCAGUGGCUGAAGCGAGCGCAUUCGCUGCAGGUGGAGCCAGACGCUGUAAGCUUCAACGGAGUGAUCCAUGCUUGUGGGGUCAGUGGCGAGAUGGAGAGAGCGGAAGGUUGGCUGCACGAGAUGACCCCGCGGCGAUUGGACGACAUCGUCACAUACAACAGCCUGAUUAAUGCCUGCGCCGAGCAUUUUGAUCCAGCGCGUGCAGAAUACUGGCUGGAACAGAUGCUCAAGAGAAGACUUGCGCCGAACGAGAAAUCCUACGGCAGCAUUCUGAAGGCCUUUGUGAGGAUGGGCGAUGACGACAAGGCGGAAAGUUGGCUGGAACGUAUGCGCCAGGCUGGCAGCUCUCUUGCCGCCGAGCUUGGUGGAUCCCUUCAGGAUGGUCACACCAGGACUGGCAGCCCACUGAGAAAGGUCAUGGCCGGCCUUCAGGAGUGCAUUCUGGGCAGGUAUGGUUUCAGGGCUCAUCGCCACAGUCAGAACGUGGCCGGGGCUCAGCAUGGUCCCUCCCUGCCGCACAGCGCCACUUCUUGGGAGCAUGCUUUGUGGUGAGCGACGAGAAGUUCGCACUGGUUUUUGAGGUUCCAAGCCCCAGGAAAUUGUCAAAUGCG
Messenger RNA from Effrenium voratum, 3746 nucleotides. NCBI's taxonomy places the organism in Eukaryota, Dinophyceae, Suessiales, Symbiodiniaceae. The record is from the annotation of a GenBank genome assembly.